Molecule: messenger RNA, 7835 nt
Organism: Struthio camelus australis
Lineage: Eukaryota; Metazoa; Chordata; Aves; Struthioniformes; Struthionidae
Source: RefSeq, a predicted model, not a curated record
UCCAUUUUACUCCUCUGCUUAACCCUUUAUGUUAACAGUCUCAUACAAGUCUGCUUUGCACAGGCUUAUCCCAGGCUCCUAUCUGACCUGAACACUGUAAAUUUCCAGUCAGGUCCCAGCUGAGAGCUCUGUACCAGGACAGCUCCCGCAGUGAUGCCACCAGCACUGAACGGAGCAGUCUGGUAUUUCCAUACUUGGGAUCAGAUUGAUCUGUGUAUGUGAUAUGAACAAUUUAAGGUCAACAAACCCCUGUUGAGUGCAGUGGAAUAACAAAGCUGAAUUUCCCAUUGAGCAGGCACACUGGAACGAGGAGGUGGAAGGAAUAGAAAACAUAGCAGAAAAAUCACAAAAGGGAGUAUGUAGCUCCACUUCUGAAGCAUUACCCUUUUGACCUUGAAACUGCUGUAAAACUCCCCUGAGGAUAAACAAGACUGAAGAAAAGAAUCAGCCAUGGCAUACUUUGGGAGAAUGCCUUUCUCACGAGAUGAAGUUCAUGAAGGGCAGGCUGAGGGCCAAGCAGCUUAUUCAAUGUACCAUUCUGAUUCUGCUGGACAGGUCAGUCUAGGAUUUGAUCAAAUAGCUGAUGAAGUCAGGAAUGAAUUUUUUUUUUAUGGUUCAUCACAUAUGCAUCAGCCUGAAGAAAAUUUUUUCGUGUCAGACAUCUUUGGUUUGAAUGUGCCAGAGAAGCAGUUAUGUGGUCAACCUCCAGUCACUUGUGGUGAACUUUACCUUAGACAUCCUUCAUCUCACUGGUACCAAGGCGCUGCGUCACCCGGGAUUGGCUUCAGAUCUUCCUUACUGUCUGAUUACAGAAAUUUCUCUGUGGUGGAUUCCUACCCAUAUAGUGAAGAAAGAGAAAACUACAGAAGGAAUAGCGUAAUUCCAGUCGCAAACAUAUUUGAUUCAAAUGUGAAGAGAGGCAACAAAAAUCUGAAUUUUCGGGUAGGCUUUGACAAUGUAGAUGCUCAAUAUCCCAUCGUUUUAGACAACUAUCCAUUCGGACAAGGAGUAAGAGACGAAAGUGGAAAUGGAGAAGCUCUUUCAACCAACACUUCAGGAAGAUUCAGCGUAGGACCUACCUGGCCCAGUGGCUCUGGACAGGACAGAGAGGCUGCAGGUUGGUCUAUCCAACUGGUUGAAGCGAAGCAAGGGAGUAAUGAAAACGCAGUUGCUUUUUGCAAUGCAGUGGGGAAAAUAAGAAAUGCCUAUCCUGCUUCUGACUUAAAGACAAAUACUGGGAAAAUCUGGAGUAUCACAACAAGGUUCCCAGACCAUAUCCUUGGUAAAUCAAAAUUCAGAAUCAGCGUUUGGACAAAUUCUUCACCAUAUCCACUGCUUCUUACACAAAGUGCUGGCUGUAUCACUCAUGACUUAAUUGUAGAGAUCCUCAGUUGCACAAAUCAAUACCCAGUCCAGGAGGAAUGUUUUCUAAGUGUUUGCGGGUCUGAUGAAUUCUUACAAAACAAUCAUCCUCUGGGUAGCCACGAGAGUCUUCGCAAGUCAGCCACCUGCAUUCAGCUUCAGCUACAUAUCACUGCUAAUUUGAAGCAAAGUUUGGCUCGAACGCAUGAGGAUGACCAAAGACAGUUCAAUCUGAAUCAGCUGUUGGAAUAUACUUGUGCUUGGAGACUGACUCGACAGAACCUUGUCUCAAUUAUUAUGAAAUACAGAGGUCAAGUGGAGUAUCUAUUGCAAAAUGAGCAUGGAGCGGAUAAUGUGAUUGAAGCAGCUAAAGCAAUCUGCAGUGCCCUCUGUUUUGUGGAAACCAGAGCCAUUACUGAUGCAGUCAAGAAACUCCGUGCAGUGCCAUUGGCAAAAGCACAGAAUUCACUUCAAAGUGUGGAAAUGCCAGGCAAAGCAUUAAUAGAGGAUGCUGUGACUGAGCUCUCUAUGGCCAUCUUUUGCCUCAUCCAUGUUUACAGCAGCAGCUUUGAUGCAGGUUUUCAGCUUGCCAGCAUACCUAAAAGUCCCUCAUGCGCAGACAUCAGCCUACAUUCCCAGCUCAGCUUCACUGUUUAUGCUGCCCAUAACAUCCCAGAAGCCUGGGUGAACAGCUACAAAGCUUUUUCUUUUUCCUGUUCACUAAUGUAUGCUGGGAAGACAAUAUGUCAAGUGAAGAUUUGCAAAAGUAUACCAGUUAAAAAAUCCUUCUUUUUCCUUGCAGACUGGAAUGAGACUGUACUUUUUGCUUUAGAACUUGAAUCUGUAAAAAAGACAAAUGGGAAGACAGUUAAAGUACUUGGAGUAAACAGUGCGUCUAAAAAUACAGAAGUGCUUGCUUGGACAUGCUGCCCAUUGUAUCCAAAGCGGCGAUUCAUUCAUGGAACUGUGCUGCUUAGCAUGACACUAUACAGCAUGUUUCCAACAACAAUGAUUGCCCCAGGCAUCUGCAGUACUGAUAUUGCAGCCCCAGUAACAUUGCAGAUUGACUUUCCAGAAAGUAAUUUGGAGUUCAUUAAACCUGAACCUGAAGAGAAAAGAGAUGAUCUUGAAGAGCCAGCAGAGGAGUGCCUGAAGCCUAUUGCAAGACUUUCACAGACACAUUCUCUCUUGCUACUCUCAGAGCAAAAUAGAAGAGUAUUAUGGUUUUAUCGUUACUACUGCAAUAAUCAAAAUUGCUCCCUACCUUUGGUACUGGGCAGUGCACCCAGUUGGGAUCGAACAACUGUGUCAGAAACGUAUGCUGUGUUGAGGAGGUGGAGAUUUUCUAACCCUCUGGAGGCGCUUGGGCUCCUCACUUUCAGUUUUCCAGAUCAAGAUAUUCGCAGAACAGCAGUCCAACAAAUAGAAAAUCUGUCAAAUGAUGAAUUGUUAGAAUACCUCCCACAGCUGGUUCAGGUGCUCAAGUUUGAAUGGAGCCUUGAAAGCCCUCUAGUGAAACUCUUGCUGAAUCGCUCUCUUCAGAGCAUCCAAGUAGCCCAUCAACUUUACUGGCUGUUGAAGAAUGCCCAGAAUGAAGCUCAUUUCAAAAUCUGGUAUCGGAAACUACUGGCUGCUCUCCAGUUCUGUGCUGGAGAAACCCUGAACAAUGAGUUUGAUAAGGAGAGAAAACUUAUCAGAAUUCUGGAAGACAUUGCUGAAAAAGUAAAAGCUGCCAGUGACCCUAAAAGAAAGGAGGUGCUAAAGAUGGAACUCAACAGACUUCAGCAAUUCUUCCAGGAGGUUCAAGUUUGUCGACUUCCCCUGAAUCCUGCACUUGUUGUGCAAGGCAUAGAGGCAGAUUCAUGCUCAUAUUUUACAUCCAAUGCUUUCCCACUAAAAAUCUCCUUCGUCAAUGCAAAUGCUCCAAGUGGAAACAUCAAUAUUAUUUUUAAGAUAGGGGAUGAUCUACGUCAGGAUAUGCUAGUUCUGCAGAUUAUUCGAGUGAUGGACAGCAUUUGGCUCCAAGAGGGACUAGAUAUGCAAAUGAUCAUUUAUAGAUGUUUAUCUACAGGAAAAGGCCAAGGAUUGGUACAGAUGGUACCAGAUGCUACCACGCUAGCCAAGAUCCACAGGGAGUCUGGACUGAUCGGACCAUUGAAAGAAAACACAAUUAAAAAAUGGUUCCGUCAUCACCAUCCUUUGGAAUCAAGUUAUCAAGAGGCAAUAAGGAAUUUCUUCUAUUCCUGUGCUGGCUGGUGUGUUGUUACCUUCAUCUUGGGAGUCUGUGAUCGACACAAUGACAACAUAAUGCUGACAAGUGCUGGGCACAUGUUCCAUAUAGAUUUUGGAAGAUUUUUAGGUCACGCACAGACAUUUGGAAGCAUAAGAAGGGACCGAGCUCCCUUCAUCUUCACAUCAGAGAUGGAGUAUUUCAUCACAGAAGGUGGAAAAAAUCCACAACGCUUCCAAGAGUUUGUGGAGCUUUGUUGUCGAGCUUAUAAUAUAGUCAGGAAACACAGCCAGUUACUUUUGAACCUGCUGGAGAUGAUGCUGCAUGCAGGAUUGCCUGAGCUAAAUAGCAUUCAGGAUCUGAAGUACGUGUAUGACAACCUUCGUCCCCAGGACUCAGACCUGCAGGCCACAAGCUACUUUACAAGGAAAAUAAAGGAAAGUUUGGAGUGCUUUCCUGUCAAACUCAAUAACCUGAUCCACAUACUUGUACAGAUGUCAGUGACAGGCUCUGCCAAGCCUGCAGCUCCGGAGAUUGUUCCCCAAGAAUGGAUCGUGCUGGACGCAGAGAAAGCAAUUGCAAGAGCAACCGUUUUAGGGUUCAACAAAAAGCCUCACUCCCUGUAUCUAGUCCAGGUGGUGCAAACCUGCAAUGUGGUCACUUUUGUGGAAAAAUCAUUCGACCAGUUCUCAAAACUUCACAGCCGUCUCCAGAAGCAAUUUCCAUCACAUACCCUCCCAGAGUUUCCCCACUCGCAGCAUUUACCUUUUCCAGGUCUUGAACAUAAAAGAGUGAAGGAUUUGAAUCUCUAUCUGAAGCAGUUAUUAAGUGGAUCCAGGAAACUGGCUAAUAAUGAGCUUGUACUCAGCUUCUUCCUGAAUUGGUCCAAAAAUACAUUCACAGAAGAAUCAUCAUCUGUGAUCUUAGGUCCUCAAUCAACUGAUCAUAAGCCUGGCGUACAAUUACUCAUAUCCUAUGAGGGCACCCAACUGACAAUAAUGUUGAAACAUAUGAGGAACAUUCAUCUCCCAGAUGGGUCUGCCCCAAGCGCACAUGCUGAAUUUUAUCUUUUACCAGAUCCUGAUGAGGUCAAUCGAAGGAAAACAAGAACCGUUCCAAAAAGCACUGACCCUACUUACAAUGAAAUUGUUGCAUAUGACAGAGUCACAGAGCUCAAAGGACGUAUACUGAAGCUUGUUGUGAAAAGCAAAGGAACAUUUGUGGGAGCUGUUAACAUUCAACUGAGCAGUGUCCGGUUAAAUGAAGAAAAGUGGUAUCCACUGGGAAACAGUAUAAUUUAAAUAUUGUCUAAGAUAAUUCAAUUAUUUAUCCACUAAUGUUUCUUUAUCCCAUUUCCCAUGGUAGGUUUUGUCUCAGUUGCUCUUGAGAAUAUGCAGUUAUCCGCUGAUCACAUGCCUUAACAUUUCUAAUCAUAAGGCUAUUUUUUUUAAAUUUCUGCCAUCUUCAUACAACAUGUUCCUGUUAGUGUGGGUAAGAAAUCACAUGCUAAGAACUUGCAGCAGCAUGCAGGAAAGUCUUAUAGCAGUAAUAAAGUAUUUUUGUUUUAUUUUUAUUAAAUACUACUGUAAAAAUACUGAUAUUCUGUACAUAUCAAACCAUAGGUCAAAGCCUAAUUCUGAGCCCAUAUGAGUCAGUGACGAUCUCUCCACUGACUGUUUCAAAACAAUGCUGAUACUGGUGUAAUUUAUCAGGGUUCACUGUGACCCACUCACUGCGUAUGGUGAUUCACCAGAGGUCCUGGGGAUGGUUCCCUGGGUACCAAUACAUUUCAAACAUCUAACAUAUUUCAUAUUAAAUGUUACAGAAUCAAUGCAUUAAAAAAAAAAAAAACCUUUAAAAGUUGCACUUCAGGUAUUUUGUGCAGUAUAUGUUGGUGUACUUUUAACUGUUAAUAUAAUGUAACUUUCAAUCCAGGAUAUUCAUUUGGCAGUAAGAUACUUCAUCAUUUCUUUUAUUCUGACAUCCAAGAAGCAGAUAUAAAUGGUCAUUUGUGAGGAGGAGGAGGGAGAGGUUAAUAUUGAUGAAUAAAUAAAACAUUGAAUGUAAAGUUUCAGCAUAGCAUUUAUUUAAGAUCACGCUGCAGGAAAUCUUUGUUCACUAGCCUUACUCCAUUGCAUACUUAUGCUGCAUAAGAGAAACCAGUCAAUACAUACAUGGAGAGCUAUAUAUAUAUGUGAACAUGAGUGGUACCUUUGAGUUCACUGGAACUAAUUAUGGGCUCUGUUCUUCAAAGCAUUUUUACAUAAACCAAGGAACCAUUUGCCCACAUCUUUAAGCACUUAGCAUGGAAACAGCAGUAAUGAACUGUACAUUAAUGCCAGCCUCUUACACACACACAGUUGAGCGCGUAUAUAAAGCUUUCCAGAAUCAAGGGCACGUUUUUAAUGCACAGGAGCCACUUUCAUUUGUGAUCUGGUCUGAUCUGUAAAAGUUUAAGUUACCAUAUAGUGAGUAGGUCUGACGUUUGUCCUGCUAGGUGGAAAAGCAGUCAACAGAGGGAUAAUAAUGCCAAAGGCUAAAGAUAAUUGCCUUGUUCCCCCUAAGGAGACUCACAAAUCAGACUUUGGAAGGUAACACAUACAGUUCCUGAACUGGCACUAGGAGUGCAGUUUAGGAAUCCAAAUAAGCUGGAGUUUUUCUUCAGCACCAAACCAGUUGCCUAUGUCACUUGGGCAGCUUGUCUCCCAGAACGGAUCCACCAGAUUGCCUGCAGAGUUUAAAUACCUCCUCAGUAAGAGGAGAUAAGAGGAGGUGGGGGGAAACUCUCCUUGCGUAUUAUUAUUAUUAGGAUUUUUCAUUGCUGAAAAAAGCUAUAAAAUAUUUACCACAUGAAAAGGAUACUGGCUAGCAUUCAGAUAUAAUCAGUGCAAAGAUCAAUAAGUCUAACAUUUUAGAUUACAGGCUUUCCUGGGUAAAGAAACAAGUGACUUGCCACUCAAGCACAGAAAACAUUGUGCCCAGCUUACAAUGUUAUCAAAUUACCUGACCUUACAGUUCAAUAUUGAUUUCAGAUUCUUCUUAGACUACUGUCUUGGUUUCUUAUUAUAACUUUAAUGCAAUUUCCUAAUAGUGUUAUUUCCUGUGACAUUUUCUAAUCAUUGUUUACAGCAUGCCCUAAUUUUCCAUCUUAGAGCAACACAGAUGUUUUUUUAUGAAGGAUGUGUGACUAAAAAUAGCAUUAAAACAUAAUAUUAUCAGAACGGUCUGAAAACAUAGGCAGUACUGUUUGGUAUUAAAGGAACUCAUAAAUGUAGUCCUUUGGAAAAAAAUCUGUGUGUGAGUAACACAUCUGCAGUUAGCUGUGUGGAUACAGUCCUGUGGAAGCUCAACAAUUCUUCAGUUUUGUAAGGAAAAUGGGAAAAUUCUGUCUUAUGGGCAAGAUCUACACUGAUAGUUAUGUCAGGCACGAAGUUGCUCUCAGAGAACUUAAAUCACACAAUCAACCCUUGGGUUUUCUACACUGGUUCUUCUAGUCCACCUCAAAGCUGCCCAUUGUUUUCCUGUUUCCUGAGUUCACAGGAAGAUGUAUCCUAAGCUCCCUGCUGCUAUGACGAACAGAGCCCUAUAUAAAUCAGUCCAUGUAUUAUUUGUCUAUAUCUUUAACAGUAGGAGGUUCAAGACUAGGCUGAGAAAAGGUACCAAUAUUAGCAUCUGAGUUUUUAUCAUUUUAAGAGCCGUUUUUCUGAAGACUAUUUUUUCAAAGGUAGCAAAAUGACAGCGGAAAUUUAAUGAGUUAUCUUAUCUCCCAAUCAGAAGCUGCCGUUAUUAUGAAUUUAAAGGGUAAAUUGUAUGUGUCAUUUUUCCCAUUUCCUUGAAAAGACUGAUUGUACAAUAGUUAAAGCUUUUGCUCAGUAAAAAUAAAAAAUUCACUGUAACAUGCUCAUAAUUUUUGAAGUCUGAGAUCAUAAAUAUUAAACCAUUAUUCUCAUUCAGUAAUUAAUCAUAAUUUUGCAAUUAGCUGCAAAUAAAAUUAUUAAUUGAAUUCCACAAAGUGUCCUAAAAAAGUUCAAUCCUUCUGAAUUAUUUCUAAAUUACAGCAGGGCCCAGUUCUGUUGCCAUUACUUAUUUAGGAUGCCAUUUACUCACACAAGAAGUCCCAUUAUCUUAAUAAAAUCAUUGAGAACAUGCCACUCUGGAAAUCAGACCACUGGAUUGUUGCAAGCCUUGUGAUGUCUGCUUUAUUGAGCAGGGUGCGGUGCUUCAAAACUACUGCUACGGCGGA